Penicillium samsonianum is the source of this 561-nucleotide messenger RNA. RefSeq lists its product as uncharacterized. The coding region runs from base 1 to 561 and encodes 186 amino acids. Lineage: Eukaryota; Fungi; Ascomycota; Eurotiomycetes; Eurotiales; Aspergillaceae. Gene Ontology annotation, biological process: carbohydrate metabolic process. The transcript has a single exon. The record is from RefSeq and is a predicted model, not a curated record.
AUGGAUAUGACAUCUGAGGAAUGGUUUGUGAUUCUUGGUGUCUCGCUCGGUGGCUGGACCUUCAACGACAACAAAACAGACACUCAGAAAGUCUUUGCCGAGAUUAGCUCUACGGAGGACAACUGGUCUAAGUUCAUCGACAAGCUCCUCUCCUUCAUGCGUGAUUACGGCUUUGAUGCUGUAGAUAUCGACUGGGAGUAUCCUGGAGCUCCUGAUCGACAGCCUAAAGACUGGGACUCCAAGGACGAUGGCAAGAACUAUGUGAAGCUCAUAAAAGACAUCCGGAAGGCUUUCGACGACCAUCAACUUGAAUACGAGCUCUCCUUCACAGCCCUAACCUCAUAUUGGUACCUCCGCUGGUUCGAUAUCCAUGAAAUGGUUAAAGCCGCAACUUAUAUAAACCUGAUGAGUUACGACCUCCACGGUGUCUGGGAUUCUAGCAACCCUAUCGGUAGCCACGUUCUCGGGCAUACUAAUAUGACUGAGAUAAACGAAACAGUUUUCGUCCCAGACUAUGACGACGGGCGCUGCAGCGGUUGGCAACUUCAAGUUCCCAUCUAA